AGCUCUGGGCCGUCCCCCCUCCUCGCUGUCCGUGGGAAGGAGGAGUUUAACCCCACAUUGUCUGGGAGGAGUCCGCAGUCUCUUGGCGCUCCGUCCCGGGAUCGUCCGCUCUGGAAACGGAGGGAAGCGUAGGAAAAAAAAAAAAAAUAAAGAAAAGAGAAAGAAAUCCGCCUUUAUCCGUUAAACGCGGAGGCUCGGAGGAAGGGGAGAUGUGCGCGCUGCGGGGAAGUAACGCGUCUUGAGAGGAGACACUGAGCCGGAUGAGCCAGAUGACGGUGGACUGAGUUUAUUUUGAGACAUGAGGCGGAGAGAACCUCGUUCGUAGAAUUUCCAGUCUGAGAAGAGACGUCCAGGGAGGCCAAGAUGGGGAAUUCAGAGAGCCAGUACAGCAUUCAGGGCCCUAAAGGCACAGGCUUUAUCUUCCCCGGGAAACAGAAGCCAUAUUCAUUGAAUUCCCGCUCAGCCAAAGAUGACGCUCUGUCACCCCACUCCUGGUGGAAAAACGCUCCAGUGGGCUCGGGGUACAAGGCCAGGUGUGUUGGCCGCGGCUGUCUGUCCCCGGCUAAAAGCAGGCAGCCUUACACUACUCGGCACUGUGACUACGUCUCCAAGGGGGUGAGGGGGGGCAGCCCCGGCGAGCAUCGCUGGCAUCGCUCCCCCGGUUGUGGGAUACGAAAGAGACACUUGUUUGAGGACUAUGAGGAUAAUCCAUACGGGGCUGAGCUGAACGGGCACACUCUGAACGGACAUAGUGAGGAUCGAGAGGCGUUAGAGGAACAGAGCAGCCCACGGGUGGUGAUAAAGAAGGACGGUAGUCUGAGGGUGGAGUUCACCAACACCUCCGGGAACCCCCUUCUGCUCGACCAGGCUUCGGGUCCGGUCCAGCUUCUCAAAUUCUCCCCCAAUUUGGAGUCUUCCUCCACCCCGAGUCUGCCCGGGUCCAGUGGCAGUAGGCAGGAUGACCACUGCAGUGGCCCACCACCGGCCUCCACCUCCUCCACCGCCAGGACCAGCAAAGGAAGCUCACUCAGCUCUGACGGCUCCUGGUAUGAUUCUCCAUGGGGGCCCAGCACGGAGCUCUGUGAGCAGGACCAAGCUUGCACUGUAGUGCCGUCACCCAUUCACCAACUUGACACCUUUGCAGAACAGUCGCCUCCAUUGUCCAUCACCGACCUUUACAGGGAUCCCACGAUGGCCGCUACCUUCCCCACCGUCAGGGACCUGUCCUUCCAAAUACAGGAUCCUCCAGCGGGCCAGAGGCCGCACAGGGCCUCCUUUGCAUCCGUCCUGGAUGUCCCAUUGGAAGAAGAGUGCUCAGAUGCCCGUCAGUACUCGUCGUACACUCUUCCAUGCCGUCGACCCAAAGCUCACACCAUUAGUGAGAACCUGUCUCAGUACGCUGAGCAGGAACAGCACCAGGAGCAGUCCGGGCCUGACUUCGGUUUCCAGAAGAAAGGCUCAAUCAAAAACCGCAUGAGACGCUUCAGUGACUGGACGGGCAGCCUCACCCGGAAGAAGAGGAAGACCCAGGAAAACAGGUACAAGGACCUGAGUGACGCCUUUGACAGCGGGGUGGACGGCCUCACCGCCGACACCAGCUCCCCCUCGCAGGUUUCCAGCCUGGUCUGGUUCCCAGGGACCUCCAGGGCCCAGUCCUCAGGGGCCAUCCACCAAGCGAGCGGCGAUGUGCUCCGCCAGAACAUCUACGAGAACUUCAUGAGGGAGCUGGAGACCGGCGCCGGACAGGGAGGAGGAGGAGGAGGAGGAGGGGCGGGGGGCAGCGGCGGCGAGAGACGAGACCCGUCCACGGGCACGGAGGAGGGCGAGAGCAGCAGCGAGUCGGCCGAGGGCUCGCUGGAGGAGCUGGACCUGCUGUUCGAGAAGGAGCAGGGCGUGGUCCGGAGGGCCGGCUGGCUCUCCUUCAAGCCCCUCGUCACCCUGCACAAGGACAGGAAGCUGGAGCUGGUGACCCGCCGCAAGUGGAAGCAGUACUGGGUGACCCUGAAAGGAUGUACGCUGCUGUUCUAUGAAACCUACGGUAAAGGCUCCCCGGAGCAGGAGCUGUCGCCCCGCUACGCCCUGCUGGCCGAGGACAGCAUCGUCCAGUCUGUCCCCGAACACCCCAAGAAGGAGAACGUCUUCUGCCUCAGCAACUCGUACGGGGACGUCUACCUCUUCCAGGCCACCAACCAGACCGACCUGGAGAACUGGGUGACGGCCAUCCACUCCGCCAGCGCGUCGCUGCUGGCCAAGCGCCAGGGGAAGGAGGACACGGUGCGCCUGCUGCGCAGCCAGGUCCGCGGCCUGCUGCAGAAGAUCGACAUGGACGGCAAGAUGAAGAAGAUGGCCGAGCUCCAGCUGACCGUCGUCGGCGACCCCAAAAACCGCAAGGCCAUCGAGAAUCAGAUCCAGCAGUGGGAGCAGAACCUGGAGCGGUUCAACAUGGAUCUGUUCAGGAUGCGCUGCUACCUGGCCAGUUUGCAGGGUGGAGAGCUGCCCAAUCCCAAGAGCCUGCUGGCCAUCGCCGGCCGCCCCACCAAAAGCACCCUGGGACGCCUGGGCAUUUUCUCCGUUUCCUCCUUCCACGCGCUGAUCUGUUCCAGAGACGAGGCCGCGGUCAGGAGGCGCUCGCUGUCCCUGACGCACAAACAGCGGAAGAGAGGCCUCUUCUCCUCGCUGAAGGGCCUCGACAACCUCACCAAGAGGGGUCGAGAGAAGAGACCCUCUGCGUCACAGAUCUUUGAGAGCGACGCUGGAGGUCAAGCGUACGCCGCCCUGCCUCCCCGGAGCACCGAGCGCCUGGACGUGCUGGCCAGUAUCUACUCCAUGUCGCCCCCUGAAGGCGGCGCGUGGGACGGCGUGGACUCGGCCCCCGACGCGCUGAUGUGUGUCCACAUGCCAGACGGCCUGACGGUUCAGGUUCCCGUCAGGAGGGACCAGACGGCCGCCGACCUUCUCCUCACGGCCUGCAAGGUGAAGCAGCUGGACCCCGGGCUGCACUGCCUCCGGCUGCUCAGGAGGGCGGGGCCGGACGUGGAGGUUCGAUCCCUGCUUCCCGGAGAGCUGCUGCACGGCGCGGUCGGCGAUCAGCUGGAGGUGGUCCCGGUUAAUGUGUUCACGCUGCACAUGAGCAGGCCGAGCGGCGUCGGAGACUUCGGCUUUGCUGUAACGGGACACACUGACAACCUGAAGAACAGCAGGAUCGUGGUCAGCGAGGUGCUUCCUGAUGGCAUCGCCUUUAAUGAAGGUCUGCGUCCAGGCGACGAGAUCCUGGUGCUGAACGGCCAGCCCGUCUCGGGUCUGGACCUGGCGCUGAUCCAGACGCUGUUUGCCGAACAAACCCUGCAGCUGAAGCUGAGGCGGAACGGCCCGCCGUCGCCAGAGCGGGCGACGCCGCCGCGCCAGUGCAGCCAGGAGGUCCGCAACAAGCACCACCGAGCCAAGUCCUCCUCAGAUGUGUGCACUGCAGCUGACGGCGGGUCGUCGUGUGUAGGACUGGAGGAUGGUCACUCCCACUGCGCACACAGGCCGGUUCAGCACAGCAAGGUAGGAGGAGCUACAGCGGCACAGACAAAGACGAGCGUGGACACAGUCUGCGCCCUCUACCACUCCUUCCAGGAGGGGCCCGGGUCGGGCGGCGGGGGUUUGAUGGACGACCCCAGGGAGCCGUCGGCGAGGCCGGGCCCCCCCGGGGAGGCCGCCCUGCUGAGACCCUGCCCCAAGCACAUGAGCGCCACCGAGAGGUUACGCAAGGUCAUCCAGGAGCUGGUGGACACGGAGAAGUCCUACGUGAAGGAUCUGGCCUGUUUGUUCGAGAUUUACCUGAAGCCCCUGCAGAAUGAAACCUUCCUCACGCUGGACGAGAUGGAGAGCCUGUUUGGCAGCCUGCCCGAGAUGCUGGACUUCCAGAGGGUCUUCCUCCAGACGCUGGAGGAGAGGAUCGCCUCCUCGCCCGACUUCAGCACCCUGGAGACCCCCUCGCAGUUCAAGAAGCUGCUCUUCUCUCUCGGGGGCUCCUUCCUCUACUACGCCGACCACUUCAAGCUGUACAGCGGCUUCUGCGCCAACCACAUCAAGGUCCAAAAGGUCCUGGAGAGAGCUAAAACCGACCAGGCCUUCAAGGAGUUCCUGGACGCGAGGAACCCCACCAAGCAGCACUCCUCCACCCUGGAGUCCUACCUGAUCAAACCGGUGCAGAGGGUGCUGAAGUACCCCCUGCUGCUGCGAGAGCUGGUCUCCCUCACCGACGCAGACAGCGAGGAGCACUACCACCUCACUGAGGCCCUGAAAGCCAUGGAGAAGGUGGCCAGCCACAUCAACGAGAUGCAGAAGAUCUACGAGGACUACGGCUCCGUGUUUGAUCAGCUGGUGGCAGAGCAGACCGGCUACGACAAAGAGGUCACUGAGAUUUCUAUGGGAGAGUUUCUCAUGCAUUCCUCGGUGGUGUGGCUCAACCCUCAUCCGUCGCUGGGCCGCAUGAGGAAAGACCCUGAGAUGACCGUGUUCGUGUUCAAGAAGGCAGUGAUAUUGGUCUACAGGGAAAACAACAAGCUGAAGAAGAAGAUGGCGAACCCUCGCUCGGCCCUCUCUCACGGAGACGCCGACCCCUUUAAGUUCCGCUGGCUCAUCCCGCUGUCGGCGCUGCAGGUCAGGCUGGGGAACGCCGCAGGAGCCGGCGCGGACGGCUGCUGCAUCUGGGAGUUGGUUCACUCCCGCUCCGAGGUGGAGGGCAGGCCGGAGACCGUCUUCCAGCUGUGCAGCAGCGUGCCGGAGAGCAAGGUCAGCGUCAUCAAGGUGAUCCGCUCCAUCCUCCGGGAGAACGUGAGGAGGAACAUGAGGAGCGACGGCACGCUGGAGCGCGGCGGCAGGGAGCGCCUGGCGCCGCUGCGCAGCGUCCUGCCCUCCUCCGCCCGGCUAGGUUCGUCCCGGGCCUCGUGGCUGUGUAAGCAGCCUCCCAGGCCGGGGCCGGACUCCGACGACGGCAGCCUGAGCAGCGGCCCCCACAGCCUGCCGGGGGCCGCCCGGGACCGGCGGCCCGCCGCUCGGCGCUCGGCGAAGGAGUCCGACAUCCUGAGCGACGAGGACGACGACGGCUUCAGCGAGGAGGCGAGGCGGGACAGCGGGGACGGCGUCUCCCCGACCAGCGCCAUCGAGGUCCAGUUCCUCCACCUCAAGCUGUCGGAGGACGCCGUGCCCAAGGGCGCCCCGGCGCCCCGCGUGGAGCCCGAGGGGGCCGGGGACACGCCGGAGCUCCAGCACAAGCUGGUGCGAGGACACUUCAGCCCCUGCAAGAGGAAGAGCGGCAGCGAGAGGAGGAGCCGCGGCGCGCUGGCCAACAUGAGGGAGGCCAGCCGCUCGCUGGACGCUCAGACGGAUGCGGCGGCAGCGUCCGGAGGGGUGGACCUCAACGCGCUGCUGGAGAGGGAGUUCAGCGUCCAGAGUCUGACCUCCGUGGUCAACGAAGACUGCUUCUACGAUCAGGCGGAGAGCUGUGCCGCUGACUCCGGAAACGCCGCUUCCUCGUAGGGGAAACCCGCGGUGCUAAACCCAGUUUACCUGCCUCCGAACGGCGAGGCCCGAAGGAUCCAGUGUGAGCGAUCCGACUGGCUGGCAGACGCAGUUCCUCUCAUUUCUCUCCCGAUGAUGAUGACUGCGAUGAAUCUGCCGACGCGUCUCUGCGGUCCGGGCGGCUCCCCUGCCUCCGUCCCAGACGCCUCCGCCGCUCCGCUGAUUGGCAGUUCUUAUUUGGUUUUUGACCUUUUCCCUGGCGAAACGGGGAGAGCGUCCUCCGUCUGUCAGUCUCAAACGAUGAAAGUGGGGGGCGGCGUCCACGGAGCGUGAAUAAUAAUCGCAGCGUGUGUGGAGGAGCUCAGGCGGUGGAUUUGGAAGAGUCUGAUUCAGAAAAACAACCGGACACUGUAGAUCUCUGCUAGCACAACCUGAAUUUUAGACAAAUUAAAGUGGGCACUGAGAAAAAUCGGAUCGGUCAGGAUCCACCCAAAGAGCUGCAAAGAUGGAAGCCUGGUCUGAGCAGACAGGAAGGAGAUUUACCUCCGCAAUGAAGCCUUUUUUUUUUUUUUUUUUUUGCUGUAUUUUGUGCACUAAAGUACACUGUUGCCUAUAUAUUUGAAAUAUUUUCUAUCUGUACAGGUUUUUUUUAAUGUUAUUAUUACUGCUGUUUCUAUUUAUUAUCAGGUUUGAUUCUGUAUAGAUCAGCUGAGAAUACUUUUGGGUGAAGUCUUGAACUCUUGGCUCCAGAUUUGGUCCAUUUUCUUGAAUUUUAAAAAACAAAAACAAAAAAAAGAAAGACGAUGCAGUUUGAUGUUUAUUCACUUCGACUGGAUUUUGCUGAAGAUUGUAAUUUCCAGCUUUUGGGAACGCUUUUUUUGACUGAUUUAAACGGCAAUAAUGUUUCCAACCCAAUGUUUCUUUUCAUGUUCAAGUACCUUGUGUAUAUAAAUAUUCCCUUUUCUAUCUCUGAAGCAUCUGCAGACAUACUUGACACUGUACAGACGAGAACCAAGGCAGGAAUUUGCAAUAAAUGCAGCUGAUAUUUUUCUAAGAGUUGUUUUGCCGUUUGCAUAAAGUCACACGGUGAGGUGCUGUAAUGGAAUAAAGGCAAACCUCUGCAUCCCCUCCUCCUUCAGCCCGACUCCGCCAGGCCUUUAACGCUAGCAUACCAAAUGAAUGUGAACGCUCCACUCUCAUGGAACUGUUUGAUAAAUAAAAGUUUUAUCUGUGAAUGACAUCGGGGGGGGGGAUUGUGCUUUCAACUCGGCCCUUCAAAGUCUGCCACUUCCAGUUUUUUUUUUUUGCAUAUCCUUGAUUUGUCUAUUGACAGGUAAAAAGCAGAGCCGGGAGGUAAAGUGUCUUAUCUCGCGGCUCGGUCUCCGGGCGCCGGCUGACGGACGCUCCCUGAUUAGCUGUCAUAAAGAAACACACGGUUCUAUAUCCGGGCUCUCCAAGCAAAAGGUUUGUCCUCGACGGAAUGAAUAAUUUUCUGACAGAAGUGGGGCAACGGAUGCACGAAGAAAAGACGCCUCGCUUUCUUCUCGCCGUCGCGCGGUGUUUACAUUUCCACGUACUGGGAACGCGCAGACGUUUUUGACCAAACUGACUUUCAUUUUACAUUUAUUGACUUUGCAAUGUUGUUGAUAUUCAAGAGAGGCAGCUCGGCUUUAAAUCUUAUUAUUCUUCACAGUGGGAAUAAUUCUGGCUUAUUAUCUAAAAUUGAUGCAAAACAAAACAAUUAGGUGAAGAAAAACUCAGUGUGUUAACCUUUUAUUGGAGACAUGUUGGAAUAAGAAUGUGUGUAUAUGCACAAUUAAAAUACAAAGUUGGCCAAUGAAAAACUCAUCAGAUAAACCGUAAAUUGGACAGUUUACUCUAUAGUGUUGUUAUCUUUCAUCAAUUAUCGCAACUUAAAGUUCAAGCAGAAAUUUACUGAGUGUUCUUGCUCUACAAUCAUGAUAUAAAAAUCCCUCUAAAUAUGAUAAAUGCCAUGAUUAACAGAUUGUUUCUGAAUAAAAUGAUCGACCUUGGCAUCUAAGAGAAAAGUGUUUGAAGAAAAUUAAGCAAAAAGUUGCCUUUUUUUUUGAAGUCGACUAUUAGAAUACCUUGAUCAGAAUAUCAGCUGCAGUCACCUGCAGCCUAUCUCACGCUGAUUGAUAUUCAGCUCUACCAUGGACUGACAUCCAGGACCAGACCACUCAGCUCUGCUCACAGCAGGGAGGCUCUGAUGAACGGAGCGUCGAUGUACACGCUCAAUCUGUUUAAUUGAAUGCAGUUAAGUCUCCGAUUGGAGUUUUAGUAAAAGCUCAGAUGGAGGAAGGUUAAGAGCCGAUUAAGGUGGCAUGAAGGUUGAGAAAGACCCAAUCCUGAGCUUCAAGCUUGGCUGAUAUACAUACAUGACUCGGUAACAUUUCACCAAACACGAAAAACACACAGAGUGAUCAUUGUAAGGUCAAACUUGCACUAAUAACACAAAUGUUUCCACCCGUGGCGUUGUCGUGCAAAGAACAUCAACCCAUCAAAAAAAUGAGAACAACCAAAGGCUAGUAAGAGUGCAUUGUGGGGGAAAAAAGCAUCAGGAAGUCCUUUUGUUUUCAUUAAUGAAACUUAUUCAACAGCGGAAGGGGCGUUAUGUAAGAGCAUUGUGCACUCUGCGACAAAUCACCAGGAGUUAAUAUGUCCGGAUGGUUCCAGAUACACACCAGAGGUAAUGACAGUUUUUGUGUUUUGGCUGUGAGAUUUAUAAAGUUACCAAGCAGCGACACACUGCCGCGGCAGAUUAAUGGACGGAAAAGCACACUAAAACAUGAGUCAUAUCAACUGAAGCUCAGGGUCAUUAUUCUCUGUGGCUUUUCUGCAAAACAGGAUGGAAAGCGGUGUUUUAGGAGUGAAGAUGACCUCUAAACUAGCGAAGCGAUUCCUCUUUGUAGAUCUUUACAAACAACACAACAGAACCAAGUUCUCACUGUGUAAAAAAAAAAAAAAAAAAAGAAUGGUAACACGAUGACACUGAAAUUUAGUGAAGUGUAAAUCAACACCGACACAGGUUCUGCUUCUUUCCUCACUGAUUUAUUCCUAUAUAUUUUUCACACUAAAUACAACUAAAAUCUCCAUUUUCAUGGUGUUCCACGCUUCUAUUACUUUCUACCACCCCACUAAAUACACACUUUACAGGUAAUUUAAUAAAAUAGUUUGACAUAUUUCUCACAUUACUGUGAAAAACAUGUUCGCUUUGUAAUUUCCUUAAGAAAAACUUAAACCGUGUUUUUUUAACUUCCUGUUUUUAAAAUUAUGAGUCAUGCGGGUUAUGUUAACAAUAUAUUGAUCAUUUUAAUCUGAAAUGUAUUCUUUCAAAUGAAAAUUUUUCCCUGUGUGUACAUUUAUUCAGAGAAUAACUGCCUUUUUAUACUUUUAAUGUACUUUUUCACUUGAAUAAUUUAAUUCCUGCAAAUUCUUUGAUACAUUUCUGAAAAAAAAAAACAAAAAAAAACCUUUUUUGGGUCUAUUCAAGCUGAUCAAGUUGUCGUCUCUCAAUUGGAAGGUUGUGGAUUUGAUUUUCCACCUCCCCCUGUCCGCAUGUCAGAACGCCUUUAAGCAAAUCACCGAACCCCAAAAGCCCUUAUGAGAAAGAGGGAAAACAAGCAAGUGGGAAUGAGAAUAAAAAAAAAAAUAAAAAAAAAAAAAAACAUUUUAGAGGGGCAGAUUCAACAAUCUGUGACAAGACACUGCAAACAAUUCAACUUUAUUCAUAUUUAUUGAUCUCUGUGAUCUCAUUUUCCUUCCAUUAAUUACAUCGGACGUGUUGAGAUAAACCAAAAUAAAAGCACAUGGCGCUGCUGGAGGCUGGAUAAUAGAGCAGGCUCACUGGUGCAGAUCUGCUGUGCGGACUCUUGAUUGUGGUUGGAGAUUAUCGCCCACCUUUCAUCAGAACUGAGAGAAUUCCGCCUCUGGCAAGUGGACCGAAGCGCACCAUCUGCCGCACUGGCAGGGAGCGCCGCGGCCACAAUCUGAUGGCUGCAAUCUGCUCGCGGCUUCAGAGAGCGGCGCUCAGAACCGCUCGAACCGCCGUCUUAUUAAAUACCACGGCUUUCAAGCUUUCAAGCACGAGUCAGUCAAACCGUCUCCUGACAUGUGUAGGAAUCAGCGGAGGACUGACGGCUGUGUCGUCUUGCCAGCUCGACAGCCACAAGUUAAUCUGGUUAGAAGAACAUGAUCGGUGGAACGCAAACAGACAGAUCGCACGUAAUCCCGCGCAAACAACGAGAAUCGCAAAAAAUACUGCCACAGACAGGUUUUUCAGCCGAGGAGAAUCAUUUUAUUUUAAUAGCAGUCCUUCUCUUUGGGUGUUUUCAAUCAGUCGACAAAAGCGCGUCGCUGUCUUUGUCCCUUUAAGCGCCGUGUCCCCGGUGACCACGACACACACUGAGGAGAAAAACGGCCUUGAUAUCAGGCUGCCAGGUUGUUCUCCUCCUCUAAAUCGCCUUGGAAAA
Salarias fasciatus (jewelled blenny) is the source of this 10001-nucleotide messenger RNA. Its product is annotated as claudin-20-like. The transcript is spliced from 27 exons. Gene Ontology annotation, biological process: activation of GTPase activity; small GTPase-mediated signal transduction. The coding region runs from base 364 to 5526 and encodes 1720 amino acids. Gene Ontology annotation, cellular component: membrane; bicellular tight junction. The record is from RefSeq and is a predicted model, not a curated record. NCBI's taxonomy places the organism in Eukaryota, Metazoa, Chordata, Actinopteri, Blenniiformes, Blenniidae. Gene Ontology annotation, molecular function: guanyl-nucleotide exchange factor activity; protein binding; structural molecule activity.